GCGAGGUUCCUUAGUAUAUGAUUAACGUCGGCAGCUGUGAACAAAUGGCUACACAGUCAAUGGCUUUGGGUCUUGCUGGUCGAGACGAUGGACCCGCUUAUGGGAAUGUAUACGAUCCCCACGGCCGAUGACCCCUUUAAUCAACUUCGAGACUUGCCACAGCCCAACAAUCUACGCAUCCCACCUCUGCGGGAUCCUAUCCCCUCUCGCUCUCUCAAAGCUCCUUCACCGCUCGAGCCGAAUGCAGGAGGGACGAGAGAAACUACGAACAUCUCAAAAUCCUCACUUUUUAGCGGAAACCCACCAGCUAAACUUCCUACUCUGGAGGACUUCCUGCAUGCGGCCCGGGCAUCUAAUUCAGGCUCUGAUACAAUCUACGGGAAGGUAUCAAGCUCUGAUCCUCCUCCAAGGACGAUUCUGCCGACGUUCAUUAAUCUCCGCGCGAUCGAGAAGCUACCGUACGCAUCCUUCGACGAGGAUGUCCCACGAAAGCCUCGCCGACCGGAGCUAAGUGGUGAUGUUUUUGGAGAACAUCUUCAGCUUCCUAUUCCCAAAAAUCAGAAGGAAACACCUAAGCGUCCUCCUUUUGGGCCUUUAACGAUAUUAAAUGGCCUAAAUGAACCUCCGCCAAACGCCGCCUUAUUCCCUCCCAUAGAACCUAAUGCUGCUCCCACAAUUCUUACGCGACCAACGCGAGAUACCCCAGCCCCGCAAGAUAACGUAAUUGGAAGUGCGACUAACGAACGAAGAGGCGGACGGAUUAAUAAUAUCAUUGAACUCGGUAUUGAAGAUAGUAUUGGAGAAAUCGAAGAAACCUUCGCAGAGCAAGGAGGCCCUCUUACUCUUCCAGAGCAUCAUUCUUCGAAAGAAACUGUAGAGGAAAGUGACAAGGAGCCUGUAUCGUCCAAACCCCAGACCCGGUCAAGGAAGAAGCUACGAAAAUGGACAGAAUCAGAGACGAGAGAUCUAUUACGAGGGGUAGUGAAGUGUGGAGUUGGGAAUUGGACAGCAAUCCUCGCCCAGCCUGAACUUAAAUUUAACCAACGAACCGCUGCAAAUCUGAAGGAUAGGUUCCGCGUCUGCUGCCCAUGGGCUUAUGGUUCGGAACAGCACACUCUGGAAGCAGUUACAAAUAGCCUCACGGAUUCGUCAAAUGGGCCGGAAGCUAGCUUAUUGGGCAAAAUCCUACUUCCUGAUCCGCGGGCUAGCAGGAAUAAGCAGGAACCAGAUGCAAGUUCAACGGCAAUCAUCCUGAAGCCUGCCAAUCAGACUACCAAUAUCGUUCAUUCGAGCCUGGAGUCCCCGCCGGCCAUGCCGUCUGUAGAUGGAAUUUUGAAUUCGACUUCCCCUAAGUCUCCCGAACGCAAAAAGGCCCGGUCUUCAACCCCUAGAACCAACCUAUCCUUGUCCAGCAAAUCUAGAUCAACCCUCAUGUCCCUAGGCCUUCGAGAGCCUUGCCUGACCAUUAAGUCUAAUAGGCGUUCUCGCCGUCCAUUCACACCAACAGAAGAUGACGCUCUCCUCAAAGGCCAUGCGGUUCAUGGAUUCCAAUGGACAUUAAUUCGGCAGGAUAAACGGCUGAACUUAAUGCAUAGGAAAGCAACAGAUCUCAGAGACCGUUUCCGGACUAAAUUUCCCGACGUCUACCGGGAAGGGGGCUCCGUAACCGCUAGUAAGGAUUCUGUUAGCAACAACAACGGCUCUCUUGCUGAACCUCGUUCGACUCAUGAUAGAGAUACACCAACGAUAUCCAUGCUGCUCUCCGGAAACCAGUCGAAAACAACACCUACUCGGGCCCAAUCUGACGUAGCUGACACUGGAUCUGGCAAGCGACUUACCUCGCCAUCCCCGUCGAACGAUGUUGGUCCCGCGAACGCCACAGAUCCAAUCAUGCUUCCACCUCCCCAGCCCGCGCUACCAGACUUGCCCAGCAUUGCUAAUACUUCAUUAUUCACAUUCCAAAUGGAUGAUGGAGGAUCAGGUUGCGUGGACGGUAGUAGUUGGGGAGAUAAUACCCUACCUCCACUCGUCUGGGAUGAGCUAACAUAGUGGGUAUAUGCAUUUAUGAUUGUAUCUGACAUUGUCUCUCGAUGUGCUAUAUUCCAACCUUCUCUACUUGAUCUUCAUCCUGUGGCUAUUCACUACCAUUUUAUAUUAAUAUUAGUCAUAUUUUUUACGGAUUUCCUACAGGUUAAUGAUUCAACCGGUAGUGUAAUAUAAGUGAUUAUUCUAAGGUGUCAUAGGCGACUUAUUCAUAUAUCUGUAAGUUUCGGCCCCAUCUUAUCACACAGUCAACACAACCACUCAACAUUUCACCAUCCGAUUGGCAUUAGUUCACCUUAGUAGCCAUGUUUAUUUGAUGUACGAGUACUGGAAAUGAGAGCCCUUUACAAAUCGCCAAAAGAAAGCUCAGACAGAGCUCCUAACAGCCGAACAAACGUCGCGUAAUCUGUAUCAUACCGUUUAGAGAAAUUGACAAGCGACCUUCUAGGCAAAUGAGAUAUGCAUAUCGUAUUUUUGAACAGGCUAUAGAAUACCGGGGUUGAUGGUACAUGGGACUCACUCUAGUACGUAACCCUGCACAUGAGAGGGGGAAAAUGUAAAAAUCAAGAGUCUCCAAUUUCGCUCCAUUGUAGAGAUAAAGAUAAGAUGGCUUAUUGAAGGAAGGCUUGGUAACUUAGCUUGAAAGGAUAUAUAUAUGAGAAUGUGAAGGAGAAUCGGGGGCAAGAAAGAAAAUAUACAAAGAACAGGGUGGAAUACGCGCUUGGGUGAGUUGGUUAAAAUAAAGCAAAUGGUGUGCACGGAACGGCAAGAAGGAGUGAGAACAGGGCGAGAAUGGGAGGUAGGAAAAAGAUUAUUGAGAACCUUCGAUGUGUGUAAUGGAGGGUGUAGGCGGAGAUAGGAGAUCAAAAUCCAAAGAAAC
Molecule: messenger RNA, 2923 nt
Organism: Blastomyces dermatitidis ER-3
Lineage: Eukaryota; Fungi; Ascomycota; Eurotiomycetes; Onygenales; Ajellomycetaceae
Product: MYB DNA-binding domain-containing protein
Exons: 1
Coding region: 88-2049 (653 amino acids)
Source: RefSeq, a predicted model, not a curated record